AUGAGCGCACCAAAAGCGAAAAGCUUGCGGCUUAGCUUUAAAGGUGACAAGCCAAAGAAGCGUAAGCGGAGCUCCACCAAGCACGACCAUGGGUCAUUGUCGAGCUCUCGAAAGCGCAAAGCUGGCUCAGCUUCGGAUGUGGAGGACGUGGGCGGUGACGAGCAAGCUUGGGUGCGCGUCGAAUCCGAGCGAGACCUGAAUGGACCAUGCUUCCUCUUCCAACGUCGAUCCGAAACAGCUGCUGCUGCGCAUUGUGUGGCGUUUCAGCCAACGCUCCAAAGCGUCGAAGCGGCAGCUAUUCUUCCAGGUAGUGACCAUAGCGUUAUUCAAGACCGAGCUGGCCUGCUCGCAUUUGAUCCUAAACUAGCAGAAGAGCUCGAGGAAGCACAGAUCGUUCCAGAUGCAGGUUCUUCGAACGAUAUCACUGGCCUGAUACCUACUUCAGUGUACCAAGUUUGGAUAGCAACCAAGGUACCGGGAAGCUCCGAGCCUGCGCGGUUCACCUUCAAGAGUGCAGAAGGCAAGUUUUUGGGAGCGGACAAGUCCGGUUUGCUACGUGCAAGAAUCGAGGCAAGAGGACCUCAAGAAGAGUGGACGCUCGAGGCAUCCGGAAAUGGGCUUUGGAAGCUGCGGUCUGUACACAAUCGUUACCUUGGUUCGGACCAGGUAGCAGGAGGGCGAACAGUCGUGCGCGCUGACUGCGAGCAUGCAGAUAGCGAGGCGAUAUGGAACAUUAAAGUACAGUGGAAGCACCGUCAUGCUGCCCGUCACCCUGGCGAUCCCAAAAGCACAUCUCGAACAAAGGCAAAUGACCCUACAGCCCUCCGAAUUGACCCACGAGAUCAAGUUAUUGCUCAAGAGCUGGAAACGUUCAAAUCCCGAGCAGGCUCACAAUAUCUACCUUCCAACUACGCCUCGAGCUUGUCAAAGGAGGAGCGAAGAGCGCUCCGAAAAGCUGAAAAGGAAGGGCGUCUCGCCGAAGAAAUGUUGGACCGUCGCAGUAAGCUAAAGAGCGACAAGUACGCAUGA
Molecule: messenger RNA, 1029 nt
Organism: Mycosarcoma maydis (corn smut)
Lineage: Eukaryota; Fungi; Basidiomycota; Ustilaginomycetes; Ustilaginales
Exons: 1
Coding region: 1-1029 (342 amino acids)
Cellular component (GO): nucleolus; striated muscle dense body; catalytic step 2 spliceosome
Molecular function (GO): actin filament binding
Source: RefSeq, a predicted model, not a curated record